Molecule: messenger RNA, 1950 nt
Organism: Sclerotinia sclerotiorum 1980 UF-70
Lineage: Eukaryota; Fungi; Ascomycota; Leotiomycetes; Helotiales; Sclerotiniaceae
Exons: 2
Coding region: 1-1950 (649 amino acids)
Biological process (GO): transmembrane transport
Cellular component (GO): membrane
Molecular function (GO): transmembrane transporter activity
Source: RefSeq, a predicted model, not a curated record
AUGGCGUCCCGAAACCCUCAGCAUGUGUUUCCUAAGACAUCAUCAGAUGAGCAUUUAGAUGAACAUUUAAACGCGCAUGUUAGGUCCAGUUCUUCGAGCACUACUUCCGCAGAGGUCAUGGGCGAGCAUCUGACGCCGGAUUUUGAUUCGGAUGACCUUGAUGAUGGGGAGGGUGAUUCGGAUUUAGAUUUGCUUAUGGGUAGUAUGGGUAUGGGUAUGGGUAUGAGAGGGGGUGAUAGACAGAGGGGGAGUUAUAAGAUGCAGAGGUGGGAACCGGUGGUUAAAAAGAAGAAGGAGAAGGAGAAGGAGAAGGAGAAGGAGAAGGAGAAGGAGAAGGAGAAAGCUAAAGGGGGAAAGAAAAAUGCUGAAGAUUUAAAUCUCGAUAUGGAUUCCUAUGAGGAGAAUAGUCAGAAUGUUUAUCGUGAUGAGACGGGGGAAACUGGUGCCAGGAGAGGCAGUCUCUCGACAAUUCAAUCAUAUCAAUUAUAUACGCCAGAUGAAGAACGAACUGUGGUGAGAAAAUUCGAUAGGAAAUUGGUCGUUUUUGUUGCAUUGUUGUAUAUGUUGAGUUUUUUGGACAGAUCAAAUAUCGGAAAUGCGAAAAUAGCCGGUCUAGAACGAGAUUUACAUUUGGAUUCGAAUAAAUAUGAAUGGGUUGUCACGGCAUUUUAUAUCGCAUAUAUCUGUUUCGAAUGGAUGAGCAUAUUAUGGAAAAUCAUCCCGGCGCAUAUUUACAUAACGUUUAUCGUCCUAUCUUGGGGUAUCAUCGCAUCUCUACAAUCUAUCGCGACAUCUUUCGCGGGAUUACUUGUUCUACGCACAUUACUCGGAAUAGGAGAAGCUGGAUUCACGGGAAUACCAUUUUAUCUAUCCUUUUUCUUCAAGAGAGAAGAAUUAGCAUUUAGAACGGGGAUUUUUCUAAGUGCGGCUCCUCUCGCUACUUCAUUUGCAAGUUCUUUGGCUUGGGGAAUCGUUAAACUGGGUGAACGUUCCCCUAUUGCACCAUGGCGACUUCUCUUCCUGGUUGAAGGUUUCCCUAGCGUUCUUGUCGCUCUUUUCGCAUGGCAUCAUAUUCCUGAUAGUCCCAACACCGCUCCUUAUCUCACUACUCGCGAGAAGAAAAUCGCACGGCUACGUCUUCGUCAUGAGAUAACUUCAACUCCUAAUUCCAAAACUCAGCCAUCAUCCGGUCUCAAAAUUAAAGAAGUACUUUUGACUCUUCGAGACCCCAAAGUUUAUCUCACAGCCCUCAUGUUUUUCUUCUCCAACAUGUCAUUCAGCAGUAUGCCUAUCUUCCUCCCCACAAUCCUAACACACAUGGGACAUUCCCCCUCAACAUCCCAAGCACUCUCCGCACCCCCCUAUCUCCUCUCCUUCCUCUCCGUCCUCCUAACCUCCUACCUCUCUGACAAACUCCGCACCCGCUCCCCCUUCCUCCUCUUCCACGCUCUCCUCUCCUCUUUCGGGUACACCAUCCUCACCCUCCCACCACACCUCCUCACACCCACCAUCCGCUACCUAGCCAUCUACCCCGCCUGCAUCGGAUUCUUCUCCGUAAUCACCAUCCUCAUUACCUGGACCCUCAACAACCAACCCUCUUCUUCGCGUCAGGGGGCCGGUUUCGCAAUCUUGCAGAUUAUUGGUCAGUGUGGUCCGCUUGUGGGCACGAGACUUUAUCCAGAACAUCAAGCUCCGUUUUAUAGAGAGGGGAUGGGGGUUUGUGCGGGGGUUAUGAUGGUGGUGGCGGUUUUGGGGGUGGGGUUGAGGUGGUGGUUGCUGAGGGAGAAUAGGAGGGGGUGGGAGAGGUAUGAGAGGGUUGGUGGGAGUGGGGAUGCAGAUGCAGAUGCAGAUGGAGAUGAGGAUGGGGAUGGGGAAGAGGGGAGGGGUCUUGUAGGUGAUGGGAAGAGAGGGGUUAGGGGAAGGAAUACCCCGUUUCAGUAUAUGCUUUGA